UGCCCGUAGUAUGUGGGGGAGGUUUUGCUGGCGAGAUAAACAAGCAGCCAGCCAUCGUCAGGCAUACGGCAGCAGGAACAUGGCGGCGGCAGUUAACUAUAAUGCUGUUUCACCAACCAGAAGGUCAGAGCUGGACGUAACGUACAGGAUUUAAGAGGAAACAAAACACUACUGAGAGAAGUGAAUAAUGCGCAAAGAUUUCCACUGGUCCCACUGCUGCGGAAAUGCCCUGAGGCCGAGUCUGGACUGAAGCCAAGGUGAUAUGCAUUGAGGAUGAGUGCUGUCGGGGAAAACUCGUCGGACCCUGCCAGGUCAGAGGCUCAAAAGCGCAAGGAAUGCCCUUCAGACCUCCUGGGUCCAAGUCCCAAACGAAGCACUGAGAAACGUAACCGGGAACAUGAAAAUAAAUACAUAGAAGAGCUCGCAGAGCUGAUUUUCGCAAACUUCAAUGAUAUCGACAACUUCAAUGUCAAGCCUGACAAAUGUGCAAUCCUAAAGGAGACCGUCAAACAGAUUCGUCAAAUUAAAGAGCAAGAAAAAGCUGCUGCAGCCAAUGAGGAUGAAGUGCAGAAGGCUGAUGUGUCGUCAACAGGCCAAAGUGUUAUUGACAAAGAUGCCCUUGGACCAAUGAUGCUGGAGGCCUUAGAUGGGUUCUUCUUUGUGGUGAACAUGGAGGGGAACAUCGUGUUUGUGUCAGAGAACGUAACGCAGUACCUGCGGUAUAAUCAGGAAGAGCUGAUGAACACCAGUGUUUACAGCAUCCUGCAUGUAGGAGACCAUAAUGAAUUCAUCAAAAACCUCCUGCCCAAGUCACAUGUAAACGGAGUGCCGUGGUCCAGCGAGAAUCCUCGGAGGAACAGCCACACCUUCAACUGCCGCAUGCUGGUUAACCCUCACAGCGAGGCCGAAGAGGCGCAGGAUCACGAGGCACAGCAGAAAUAUGAGACUAUGCAGUGUUUUGCUGUGUCUGAACCAAAGUCCAUCAAGGAGGAGGGAGAGGAUUUCCAGUCGUGUCUGAUCUGCGUAGCGCGGAGAGUACCCAUGAAAGAGAGACCCAUGCUCCCCACACACGAAAGCUUCACCACCCGCCAAGACCUUCAAGGUAAGAUCACCUCCCUGGACACCAGUCUGUUACGAGCCUCUAUGAAACCUGGCUGGGAAGACUUGGUGCGGAGAUGCAUUCAGCGCUUUCAUCUCCAAAACGAUGGAGAAAUGUCAUUUGCCAAGCGGCAUCAGCAAGAAGUGCUGAGGCAUGGGCAGGCUUUCAGUCCCAUCUACCGGUUUUCCCUGUCCGACGGGACCAUCGUCUCAGCUCACACCAAGAGCAAACUGGUUCGGUCACCUGCUACCAACGAGCCACAGCUCUACAUGUCACUGCACAUUUUACAAAGGGAGCAGCCCGUCUGUGGCAUGACCCCUGAUCUUGGAAAUGCUCAGAAUAUGGGCAAAACCAUGAACCCCAUGAGCUCUCCCAACACAGCAGGUUCCUCCAGCGCCCCCCAGGGACAGGAUGCCACCAUCAGCAGUAACACAUCCACUUUCCCCUCCCCUGGUGGCCAGAAGGAGCCCAGUGCCAUCGGCCCAGUACAGGGCCACCGUUUCGGGUGCCCGGGAACCAUGAGCCAUUCGGCAACCAUGCAGGCGGCCACCCCUCAGGGCAGUGGCUAUCCACUGAAGUUGAGCAGCCCGUCUCAGGGCAGUCCGGGCAUGCUUUCUCCACGCCACCGAGCCAGUCCUGGAGUGGCAGGAUCUCCACGCUUGCCCCCACCGCAGUUCUCCCCAGCAGGCAGCUUACAUUCACCUGCGAGCAUGUGCACUAGCAGUACAGGUGGCAAUGGGGGAGCAGGCAGUAACCAUGGUUACACAAGCAGUUCCCUUAAUGCCCUCCAGGCACUUAGUGAGUGCCACGGCGUGAGCCACGGCCAAUCGCUGGGCUCGCCCGACAGGAAAUUGGGGUCACCAGCCUCAUUGGGCAUCAAUCUUCACAUGUUGAACAAAAUGGGAGCCUCAGAGUCAUUCGGAGAGCAGAACCAAUCAGAGCAGGGUAACAGCGGGCAGGACGAUGGCAUUGAACAGCAAAGAGACGAAAAGGGUAACCUCAGCCAGUUUAACACCCCGGAUGCCAGUGAUCCGCAGAACCGGCUACGUGACAACAAAGGCCAUACUAAACUCCUGCAGCUCCUCACCACUAAAACUGAGCCUAUCGAGUCCACCUCACCCCCUCCAAUGGCUAGUGGAGAGCCCGGGUGUAAGGACCCCACUGGCGGCCUAGGGAAUGGCGGCAUGGGUGCUCAAACUGGAGCCGGGUCACAUGCUACCUCCUUGAAGGAGAAGCACAAGAUCCUUCAUAGACUUCUCCAGAAUAGCUCGUCGCCCGUCGACCUGGCCAAACUCACAGCCGAGGCCACGGGGAAGGAGCUGUCUCAGGAUUCUGCAGGUGGGGCGGCCGGUGGGGCUGAAUUAGCCAUUAAACAAGAGCCCGUCAGCCCCAAGAAGAAGGACAAUGCCCUGCUGCGCUACCUACUGGAUAAAGAUGAUAAUGUUCUUAAGGAUAAAGGCAAGAUGGAACCUGGAGAAAUAAAGGUGGAGGGCAGUAAGAUGCCGGGAAUUAAGACAGAGAAAACUGAUGGCGGCUACGACCGUGUGGAGCCGUCGAGCGAGCUGGAUGAUAUUCUGGAUGAUCUACAGAACAGUCAGCCAGGCCUGUUUGCGGAUUCCCGGCCUGUGUCUUUGCCUGCUGCCGUGGACAAGCAGUCAAUCAUCAAUGACAUCCUGCAGAUGACUGGAGAGGGUGGAGCCAGCAUGGGUCCCCAGCAACAGAGAGCACUACAGGCUGUGGGCCAACAGAAUUUUGGUGCUCCACGACCAGGUCAGCCCGGCAGAGCUCCUCCAGUCAGAAGUGUGUCUUUGGAUAUGAACAUGCCUGCUAAAGGCGCUCAGGGUCAGUACCCUCUGAUGAGGAACAACAGCCCCUACUCGCUCAUGCAGCAGCAAGGCAUGAUGGGAAACCACAGUAUCAUGCCUAAUCAGCCCAACAUGGUCAAUGCAGGAGUCAUGGGUAAUAAUGGUCCCCGUGUAGGUAUGCAACAGGACAGUUGGGGUGCACAGGGUCCUGGUCCCGUCGGUAAUGCGGCCUCACCCGUCACAACUGCUCCCGCCGGCCAGCACUCUCUCACACAGGGGGCGCUCCACUCUCGCAUGGUGCCCAACUCUGGCGCAGGCAUGCCCAUGAGGCCCAGCAGCCAACCUGGACCAAGACAGAUGCUUCAGUCCCAGAUGAUGCCCAACGCCCAGUCAAACAUGGACAUGGGCAUGGCUGGCCACCAGUUUCCCCAGCAACAGGCACCGCCUAAUCAGACGGCUCCAUGGCCAGACAGUGUGAUGCCUAUAGAGCCGGUCCCAUUUGGGAACCAGAAUAGCUCUAUGUAUAGCAGUUCUCAGGAGGAUGUUUUGUGCCCUCCUGCCUCUGAGGGUCCGGCCGAUGAGGGCGCUCUGCUCAGCCAGCUCUACACGGUUCUCAAAGAUUUUGACGGCCUAGAGGAGAUUGACCGUGCUCUAGGCAUCCCGGCUUUGGUGGGACAGGCUCAGCCGGUGGAGCAGGAUCAGUUCCCCGGUCAGGACCCCAGUAUGAUGAUGGAUCAGAAGCCGCCCAUGUACAGUCAGCAGCAGUACGCCGCCUCCCAGGCCCACAUGCAGCAGGGUGGGUACACGUCCAUGCAGGACCCCAGCUUCCAUGGCAUGGCAGGACAGAUGGGGCAGAGGCCGGGCUACCCCAUGCUCCGCAUGCAGGCUAGACCAGGACUCAGGCCCACCGGGGCCGUCCCCAACCAACCCAAUGCACUCAGACUGCAGCUUCAACACAGGCUACAAGCACAGCAGAAUCGUCAACCUAUGAUGAAUCAGAUGGCUGGAGUGCCAAAUAUGAACCUACCUCUAAGACCCAACGUUCCAAAUCAGGGGACAAUCAACGCUCAGAUGCUGGCCCAGCGGCAGAGAGAGUUGCUGAGUAAUCACUUGCGCCAACGUCAGCUGGACCAACAGCGGCAGCAGCAGCAGCAGCAACAACAACAGCAGCAGCAGCAGCAGCGCAGCAUGGUCAUGCGAGCCCAGGGCCUCAACCUGCCGCCAAAUAUGGCGGCAGCCACAGCAGGCAUGCCCGGAGCCAUGAGCAAUCCACGGAUCCCCCAGGCCAACCCCCAGCAGUUCCCCUAUCCGCCCAACUACGGUACAGGACUGGCCUCGCCACCCCCCUCCAACAGCCCUUUCUCCCCCGGUUCUCCCAACCUCCCCGCCCCCCAGCUCCUCUCCCACAACGCCAUGCAUGGCUCUCAGAUGAGUCUAGCUAACCAGGGGAUGCUGGGCAGUCUGAGCGGACAGUUUGGGGCUGUUAUGAGCCCUCAAAUGCAGCACAGUGCCUUUCAGUUCCCCAGCUCAGGUAUGAGUCAGCAGUCGGACGGCGGGUUCGGUGGUGCCACCACCCCUCAGAGCCCCCUCAUGUCUCCCAGGAUGAGCCACGCCCAGAGUCCCAUGAUGCAACAGGCGCAGGGCAACACCUCUUUUCAGUCCUCCCCUGACAUGAACGGCUGGACACAGGGCAGCAUAAAUGCCAACAGUAUGUUCACUCAGCAGUCGCCACCUCAGUUUGCCCAGCAGGCCGGUAACAACAUGUACAAUGGUAACGGCAUGAACCUCAACGUGUCCAUGGCCACCAACUCAAGUAACAUGGGCCAAAUGGGCAACCAGAUGAGCAUGAGCACUAUGAACUCUGGACCUGGGGGCAGCAUGGCCAACAUGGGCCCUGAACAGCAGAAGUAUUGUUGACCCGGGGCAGACGACAUCCCAAUACAGUAAACCAAGUUUAUUGAAGAUGUUUGAUGAGUGAUUUUCAGCUGCAGCGUGAUCAAGGAGAGAUUGGAGUGAUGCUGUGCUGUUUAAGCUGCUAUCGGGGCUGUAGGGGUCUUUAGAGAGCCUGUCUACUGCCCCCUACUGGACAUCUCUAGAGGAUGCAUCAGGGGUACUGGAGCUCAGAGGGGAUGGACACUCUGCCUCACUCUCUUUCUCGCUCACACACACACACACACACACUGACACUUUGAUCUUCUGACACUUUGACCUAGAAUCCCCCGCCCCUCCUUCAGUCGAGCACGGCCUUCUGUCUCGUACUUACACUGCAAGCCCUUUCCGUCAGUCUGCUCCGUUGCAUUCACCGUAGUGUGACUUAGGUCUCUCCUGAAAAGACUCUGUGACAGUGGCAUCGGAAUCCUUGUCUCCCAUGAAUGUAUUCCUCACUCUCUUUUUCCCUGUCUUUCUUCCUGGUUCGUCCACUGGACUUCAGACUCUUCUUAAGAAGACGUUCUUUUGCCCAACCAUCUUUCUCUCUGACUUCUUUCCAAUCUGACGUUCCAAAACAGGCAAGAAGACUGCAUUUAUAAUCCACGCUCAAAAUUCAGCCAUUUUGCCUUUUUGUUUUCUUUUUUUUCUUUUUUCAGUGCAAAUAAACAUAGAAUGAUGUUGAAA
Molecule: messenger RNA, 5517 nt
Organism: Sinocyclocheilus grahami
Lineage: Eukaryota; Metazoa; Chordata; Actinopteri; Cypriniformes; Cyprinidae
Product: nuclear receptor coactivator 2
Exons: 22
Coding region: 274-4821 (1515 amino acids)
Biological process (GO): positive regulation of transcription by RNA polymerase II; cellular response to hormone stimulus
Cellular component (GO): nucleus
Molecular function (GO): protein dimerization activity; nuclear receptor binding
Source: RefSeq, a predicted model, not a curated record